UGCGUGUCUUGCCGGACCUCGCCCGACCAUUGGUCCCAGUCACGCAGCCGUCUGCUGUGACCGACGAAUCUUUUCUGCAGCAAGGAGAGAUUGUUCCCGGAAAGGGGCGCAAUCUGAUGAAGCGGUUUCGAGGAUUUUGAAAAUCUUUCACAGUACUGCAGCAAACCGGCCCGGCAUCUACUUCGUUUGCGUCGCUGCUCCCCAGACGGAGACAGACAGCGUGCGAACCUCGGGAACGCCUGGCCUCGCCUCGAGCCUCGCUCACCGCGGUUCUGUACAUAAUCGUUUUUCAAUUCGCAUCUGCCGGCUCUCAACCGCCAGAAGACCGCAGUACCACAUGUGUGUUUGACAAGAGCCGGCUGGCGUACCAUCAAUCCAUUCGACUACCGCAAUGGCCACCGCCGAGGUCGUGAACUUGUUCGAAACUCGGCCAGGCCGCUACGUCCAUGGCCUUUCAGCAACCAGGGGUUCGACGAGGAGAAUAGCGUGGGAUGAGUGUGCCGGACGGCUCUCGGAUAAGGCCAACUCGGAAGCAAGAUUGAGCCUCAUUGCGCAGACCUGGGUUAAGCUAUGCGCUCAUCUCAAGGCUGUGCAACCCCUGACCCGUGGUACCUUAUUCCGCCCAGAAGUCUCUCCGAAAUGGACUCGCCUCGAGCCCUUCGAAGAGGACCUCGACUCGCCGUCCGAGAGUCUCACCGACCCAACCGACAGCGGUGCAUACGCGUGUAGACGCCAGCUCCCAUCAAAUAACCUUCCCGUCAUCGGGUCAAUUCCUAUCGCACCCGGCCCUGAUAGAAGACACCGGAAGGACGGCCUUCUCAACGGCCCAUCGGCCGACCUCCGGAUCAACUUCACAAGCGAGGAGGGCUUUCGUCAGGCUGCCAAGAAGAAGGCGAAAAAGGGGAAGGCCGGCAACAAUAAUAGCAACAACAACGCGGACGAACCGGCCAAGAAGGACGAAGACGUUGGCGACACAAAUGACGGCGAUGCUGGCGGAAAUGCGCCGGGCGGAAACUCUGGUGGUGAUGGAGGGGAUGAUAAGAAGGACGAUGGCAAGAAGGAUGACGACAAGAAGGAGGAGGUAAAAGAGGAGGAGAAGAAAGAGGAGGAGAAGAAAGAGGAAGAGAAGGAGAAGGAGGAAGAGAAGGAGAAGAAGGAGGAGGAAGCUGAAGUGGUCGAUGGCUGGGGAGAAUUCGCCAGCAGCAGCAAGAAAAAGAAGAAAAAGAAGGGUGCCGCUGUUGCCGACCCUCCUCCUGUGGUGGAAGAGAAGACGACCGAUCCUGGGCCGCCUGCUGUGGAAUCUAAAUCAGGUGGUUUCGAUUCUUUCGCGGACAUCAAGUUGGACGACAAGCCUCCUGCCGGCCCCCAGCCAAGCACCACCGAGACCAAAUCUUCGCCGUUUGGUGGAUGGGCCCCCGCUAGCUGGGCUUCCGGCUGGCUCUCAAAAUCGUCCGACAAAGCCAAUGAUCCGGUUGAAAACAAUCCUGUGGACACCAAGACCGAUAAAGCUCAAAAAAGCGGUCUUAGCUUCUCCUUCGGUGCCACCGACGAACCGGGCGGAAAGGAUCAGGAGACGAAACCCGCCGACAACGAAGCCACGGACCUUGGUUUUGCCACGACGAAGAAGACUAAGAAGAAGAAGAAAACGUCUGUUUGGGAUGAUCCAGCACCCGAGCCAGAACCCGAGCCAGAACCGGUUGCUGAGCCACCCGCCCCCGCUCCGGAUCCUCCUGCCCCGGUAGAGGAUGACGGAUUCGCCAUCUCGAGCAAGAAAAGCAAGAGCAAGAAAGAGGCUACGAUCGCCGAGGAAAUAACAAAUCUUGAAGGUUCCAAAAGCUCUGAUAGUGCAUGGGACUUUUGGGGUGCCAAGAAGAAAACUAAAGCUACUACAGAAGAGCCGAAGCCUGUAGAACCAGAGCCCGAACCCGAGUUGGACCCUCCAGCAGACACCAAGCCGGCCGAAGAUGAUGGUGCAGACAACGACAGUGCAUGGGGUUGGGGUGGGGCCACGACCGUCAAGAAGUCUAAGAAGAGCAAAGGUAAGGUCGACGUUACUGACGACCCUCCCAAGGACCCGGAGCCAGUAACGGUGCCGGAACCCGACCCUGCGCCAGAUAAAGGGGGGGAUGACUUGUGGGGCAACAUUGGCACGAAGAAGAGCAAGAAGAAGGGUAAAUCCACGGAACCCGAAUUGAAAACAGAACCACCUCCUGCCCCUGAGCCGGAUCCCUGGGAUUUUGGCACCACCAAAAAGGACAAGAAGAAGAAGAACAAGAACGCCGCCGCGGAGCCUGACCCGCCCAAGGCCCCAGAGCCUGAACCGGAGCCAGAACCCGAGCCAGAGCCCGAGCCUGAACCCGAACCCGAGCCUGAACCAGAACCUGAGCCCGUGACGAAAAAGGAUAAGAAAAAGAAAGGCAAGAAGAACGAGCCCGAGCCCGCACCGGAGCCGGAACCGGCACCAGCAGAGCCCGACACGACGGCGGAUGAUGGUUUCUGGGGGGCACUCACUAAGAAAGACAAGAAAAAGAAGAGUAAAAAGGGCCAGGUUGAGCCCGACCCGGAGCCCGUCAAGAAGCCGGAACCCGAACCCGAACCCGAACCAGAGCCGGAGCCAGAGCCGGAGCCAGAGCCGGUACCAGCAGAGCCCGACACGACGGCGGAUGAUGGUUUCUGGGGGGCACUCACGAAGAAAGACAAGAAAAAGAAGAGUAAAAAGGGUCAGGUUGAGCCCGACCCGGAGCCCGUUAAGAAGCCGGAACCGGAACCGGAGCCGGAGCCAGAGCCGGAGCCAGAGCCGGUACCAGCAGAGCCCGACACGACGGCAGGCGACGGUUUCUGGGGGGCACUCACUAAGAAAGAGAAGAAAAAAAAAGGUAAAAAGGGCCAGGUCGAGCCCGACCCGGAACCCAUCAAGGAGCCGGAACCGGAACCGGAACCGGAGCCAGAGCCAGAGCCAGAGCCGGAGCCAGAGCCGGAGCCGGAGCCAGAGCAGCAAACCCAGCCUGACAGUCAAGAGGACUCCUGGGGCUUCUCCACCUCAAAGAAAGAUAAGAAGAAGAAGAAGGGCGCGACCUCCGACCCUGACCCGGCGCCGAAACCAGUGGAUGACUUCUUCGGUUUAAUAGGUACCUCGAAGAAGGACAAGAAGAAGAAGAAGAGCGAGGCCCUACAAGUGUCCGAUACGCAAGAGCCCGAGGCGCAAGAGCCCGAGACAAAUGGCAAAGAUCUCAUCGAUCUCGACAAACCGGCACUCGGCUUUUUUAGUUCCUGGAGCACCGGGAUCGAGAAGCCGAAGGGCGUGGAUGGGGGGGAUAAUGCUUGGGGAGACGAAUGGGGCACCGGUUCGAAGGGUGGGAAAACGGCUGAAGAGGAAGAGGAGGAAGCCAAGCGAGAAGAAGAGGAGCGGCAACAGAAAGAGGCCGACGACCAAGCGGCCAGGGAGGCCGAGGAUGCCGAGGCGGCUAAGGAGGAGGAGGAACUGGCAGUGCUCAAGAGCAAGAAGAAGAAGAAGCUAUCGAAGGCCGAUCAAGAGAAAAUCGACCGGCUGACAGCAAGCAUCAGGAGGCGGGCUGACGACAAAGCCGCACGUGAGGCCGAGGAGGCUGAGCAGGCUGAGCAAGACAGGCAAAGGAAGGAGGACGAGGAUCUAGCUGCUGAGGAGGCUAUCCGCGAGGCUGAAGAGGCGGCCGAAAGGGAGCGUCAGGAAGCAGAAGAAGCGGCGGCGGCGGCAGCAGCGGCGGAAGCGGAGGCGGCGGCAGAACUAGCGGCAGCCGAGGCAGCGGCCGCAGAAGUGGCAGCCGCAGAAGCAGCGGCGGAAGAAGCGAUAGCGGAAGAAGCAGCAGCCGCAGAAGCAGCCGCCGCCGCCGCAGCUGCUGCAGCAGAGGCCGAGGCAGCGUCGGCCAAGAAAUCCAAGAAGUCCAAGAGCAAGGAAAAGGAGAAGGAGAGGGAGAGGGAAAAGGAGAAAGAGAGGGAAAGGGAGGAAGAAAGGAAAAGGGAGAAGGAGGAAGCAAGGAAAAGGGAGAAGGAGGAAGAAAAGAAAAAGGAGAAAGAGAAGAAGGAAAAGAAGGAGAAGGGAAAGAAGGAGAAAGGAAAGGGGAAGGAAAAAGACAAAGGGCAAGAGAAGGUUAAAGUUGACGAGGACGACGAGUUCGCGGACCUCAAUCUUACAGCCGAGCAGGUUGAGGAAUUGCUGGCCGAAAACCCCAAGGAAGAAGGGGGGGAGGAGGAAGAGCAGAGCAUCCCAAAGGAGGUGCCUGAACCUGCUGACGACGUCUUCAGCUUUUGGGGGGCCGCCAAGAAGUCGACCUCCAAAAUCACAGCGCGGCUGAACCCGUGGCUUCCUGAGGUCGAGGAGGAUACCCCUCCUCCCCAGGCUGCCGUGCCGGAAAUUGCGCAUGCUGAGUCAUCUCCCUAUCUGGAAGCUGCCACCACCGCCGCGAUUGGGGCCGUCGCGACCGAGGUGUGGGAUGACCCCGAACCGGUCAAGCCCACCAAGUCCAAGAAGGCUGUUGGUGGCAAAAUCGCAGAUCGCCUACGCGCCUUCCAGGUGAUUGACGACGAACCUGAAGAAGACGAGCCCGAAGACGACGAGCCAAUCGAGGAGCUAUCUCCGCCACCACCACCACCACCUCCGCCUGCGCCCGUCGCGGUACCCGUGUCGCUGCCAAAAGAGGAGAAGAAGAGGGGCUCCAAGAAAAGUAAGAGUAAGAACAAGGAACAGGUCAUCGACGUCGACGCUUUCGCAUCUGACCCGCCUGCGCCGCCGCCGCCGCCUCCCUUUAUACCUUCCCCGCCCGACUCCGGCUUGCCCGGCAGCUUCCCGCUAAGUGAGGAGGAGCACCCCAACGGCAGCUACGGCUACGGCCACCGCUACGGCCACCGCUACGGCCGCCGCUACGAUCACGGCGACAGCCAAGGUGACGAUGAAAUAGUCCAGGUCGUCGACAUGACAACCCCAAAACGGAGCAAGAAGCCCAAAAGGGCCAAGGCCUCCCCCGAGUUCAUCGACGUUCCUCCGCCACCCCCCAUCCCUCCACCACCGCCCGCGGUCCCUGACGCGCCGCCCGCCGUUCCCGAUCCGCCGAUGAUGACACCAGCCGCAGUCCGCUCGUCCAAAAAGGAGAGGCCUAGGGUCAACCGCGAGGGCUCAUCAUCGUGGGGUACAUGGACGGCAAAUCCGGACAAGGAUCCGAGGAAGGCCCCGUCCAGGUCCAAGCCGGAGAAGGAGCCCAGUUCCAGGAAAAGGGCGUCAGCAGAGAAGGCCGAGAAGGUCGACAAACCGUCGUCGAGAGGCUCUGGUUCAGAGGGGACGGAUAAGCCCAGGCCGAAAGACACUCAUGCGCGGUUCGCUAGCGUCUUCGCGAGUACCCCGCCGCUAUCCCGGUCGGUCUCUACCCGGGAGAAGCGCCACGGCUCCAGCAAGCCGAGUUCUCGCAGGCACUCGGUCGACAUGGACGGCGGCCUAGCGAGCCCACCCCCAGAGGAGAUGUCAGCGAAGGCCGCCAAAGUUCUCGGUGUUGGCGCUGGAGUUGUCGGCGCUGGUAUCGGCCUCUCGAGGUCGGGUAGCAGGCGCAGCAGGAAGGAUGAGGACGAUGACAUCGUAAUGGUCGGCGCCGCCGAUCCCACGUCGGGCCCCGAGAGAGCUGAGCGCCGAAGGCAAAGGCAAUAUCCACGAGAAGACGACGUUGUCAUGGUGGAUCCGGUCGACGCGGCACCACCGCAACCUCCCUUGAAGCGCUCCAACUCGACUUCCAAAAAGUCAUCGGCCUUCUCCUCCUUAUUUGGGGGCGUCUUCAAAGGAGAUAAGGCAGAUCCGCGACUAGACCCGCGCGCGGAACCCCGCCGCCGUGGUACCUAUCCCACCACAGACGAAGAAGGAGGUGGUAGGCGGGGCGAGGAGACCGACGCGGAGCGCGAGGCUCGUCGUGCUGCUCGCCGUUCCCGUCGGGCCGAAAAAGAGGCCGCAGAACGGGCCGCGGUAGAACAAGCUGCUGAGGAGGCGCGCCGCGCCAAGGACGAGGCCCGUCGCGAGCGACGCAAGAGACAGGUGGAUGACGACGAGACCCGUCGACAGGAAGAGAAGGAGGCCCGUCGCGCCGAGAGACGGGCGCAGCGCGCGCGGGAAGAUGCCGAGCGCCACGCUGCCGAGCUGAAAGAAGCCGAGCGCGCUGAGCGCAGACGGCGGCGCGCCGAGAUGGACGCAGCCGAAGUGGAAGCUGACGCCCGCCGUGCCGCCAAACACCACGAACGUCGCCGCAGCUACCAACCCGAGGAAUCCGGCUACGAGGACGACGAAGAGCGCCGCCGUCGCCGGGAAGCCCGGCGCGCGGCAAAGGAAGGAAGGGAGCGAGAGGAACGGCAGCCCCGACGCAGGUCCGAGGCAGUCGACAAUCACGUCUACCCCAGAGCAUCCCGCGAGAAUACCGGUGGUACCUGGCCGCACUCGGGCACAUCGUCCUGGGUCAAAGAGCACUCCGACGCCCCACCACCCCCAGAUAUCAACGAAGGCGCAGCGCCGCCCCCGCCACCCGAGGUCGAGAUCCUCGACGACGACGAAGAGGCCCGCCGGGAAGCCCGCAGAGCAAGACGCCAAGCCAAGUACGCCGAGGCAGCGGGUAUGACGCAGGAGGAGUAUGACGAAGACAGACGACGGAGGAAACGGCGCGAGGAGAGGGAGCGAGACAAGUACCGUGACAGGGAAAGGGGUGGUGGUGACGGGUAUAGGGAGAGGGAAAGGGAGAGGGAUAGGGAGCGGCGUCCUGGUUCGGAUGGGAGUGAUGGUCGGCGGGACAGCCAACGGAACUCUACCAUGUUUAUGGACACCACCCCGAGGAGUUCGUGGUGGAAGAGGCUGACGGGAGCCGGAUGAGUGAUGACGACGAUGGGUUUCACGGUUUGAUGAGUGAUGUUUCGGAUAAUGUUGGGUGGUUGAGUGCCGAAAGUUCUUUAUGUCCUGGUCAGUUAUAUGUCGAGGGGGGACGGUUGCAUAUAGUCUGGAUGAAGGAGCAUCGGUCGGUUGUGCUUUUUAGCUUGAUAUCCCCUGCAUCACGGCGGCGCUGGGUCGGGCGCUAUGGUUGCCUGCUGGGAUUUCUGGUCGACCUUGCCUGCCUUAUCCGCUUUGGGGUUACCCCAUAUUACUCUCUUAUUUCUUUGGCGUCAUUGGUUUCUAUUCAGUUAGUAAAGAAUGGCUUUUUCGUUGUUCAAGUCCGCAGUAUUACUUCAUUAUUGAUGGACCGUCUUUGCGAGCUGGCUCCUUGGUCGUAUUGUAUCUCACCGGAAUACAAAGAUGGGCAUGUGU
This is a messenger RNA of Chaetomium fimeti, 7300 nucleotides long. RefSeq lists its product as uncharacterized. Bases 392 to 6871 code for a protein of 2159 amino acids. Lineage: Eukaryota; Fungi; Ascomycota; Sordariomycetes; Sordariales; Chaetomiaceae. The transcript has 4 exons. The record is from RefSeq and is a predicted model, not a curated record.